Microplitis demolitor is the source of this 1463-nucleotide messenger RNA. Its product is annotated as retinoid-inducible serine carboxypeptidase. The transcript is spliced from 6 exons. Gene Ontology annotation, biological process: proteolysis. The record is from RefSeq and is a predicted model, not a curated record. Bases 75 to 1328 code for a protein of 417 amino acids. NCBI's taxonomy places the organism in Eukaryota, Metazoa, Arthropoda, Insecta, Hymenoptera, Braconidae. Gene Ontology annotation, molecular function: serine-type carboxypeptidase activity.
ACAACAUUAGUGAAGAAGUACGACUAGCAGUAAUACAUUUCUGUGUAACAAUAUACUAUUAAAUUGAAACAAACAUGAAAAAUAUUUAUGUAUCAAUUAUAUUAUUUUAUUGUUUAUUUAUGGUGAGUAAAGUAAAUGGUCAAGGAAAAAAAGGUGUUGGAUCAAGUAAACAAGAUUGGGCUUAUGUUAAUGUACGAGAAGGCGUUUAUUAUUUUUGGUGGUUAUAUUACGCCACUCCAACUUCAACUUGGGAACAGAAACCUCUUUUGAUUGCACCAAGUAAAGGAAUCGGUAAAUCAGCAUCGGGUUAUAUAAAUUUCGACCAAAUCGGGCCUCUAGAUAUUGAUCUAAAUCCUCGAAAAAAUUCAUGGCUUGACAAUUACAAUAUAUUGUUCAUCGAUGAUGUUUUGGGUUGCGGAUUCAGUUACGCUGAUAACGAAACUUAUUAUGCAUCAACCAAUGACCAAGCGGCUGAUGAUCUCUUCAAAGUUAUUAAUCAUUUCCUGAACAAACUUCCGCAAUUUAGAACAAUUCCAACUUAUAUGAUGGCUGAAACUGUUGGGACUCAAAUCGCUGCUAAAUCUGCAUUAAUCUGGGCUCAAGCUCAAGAAAAAAAUCUUAUUGAAAGUAACUUCAAAGCCGUUGUUUUAGGAGCUCCGUGGAUUUCGUUAACUGACGUAGCCAAUUAUUGGAAAUCAACUUCUAAUAGAGAUAAAUUUAAUAAAGAAGAAUUAGAAGAAAUCAAUAACCAAGUAAAAGAAAUACAUGAAGCUAUGGAAGUAAAAGAUUUAAGUUCUGCGUUCAUAUUGUUCGUAACUCUAGUAACUCAUAUUCAAGGAUACUUAAACCUAAACAAUAUGUAUAAUUCAUCACCAAAAGUAACGACUAACUAUUCUGACUAUAUAGAAGACGAUACUGAAUUGCUAAAUUUUAUGAAUAAUUACGUUAAAAAUGUGUUAGAACUCGAUCACGAGUGGACAAUUAAAGCAGACAUUACUGUCAUUAAUAUUUUUAUGGAUAAUGCUAUGGAGUCUAUUAAAGAAACAUUCAAUCAACUGCUUCAACAAACGGAUCUUCGAUUAAUAAUAAUCGCUGGUAGUAAUGAUCUUUUAAUUCCUCCAUCUUGUGUUGAGUCGUGGGCUAAUAAUUUAGACUGGGCUCACAAACAAUCAUUUCAAGAAACGAAGCCAGUUAAUAUCAAUGGCGAAAUUUCUGUCAGAAAAUAUAAAAACUUGGAAUAUUAUCUUAUAGAAGCGGGACACUUGUUACUAUUGGACAACCCACAAGAUUUUAGAAAAAUAAUGGAAGAAAUGACAAGAAAGAAAUAGCCAGAGAUAAUAACAAGCUUGAAAAAUAUAUAAUUUAAUUAUUUUUAGAAACUAUUUUCUAAAGAAAUUUUAUUGUAUUGCUAAAAUUAUGUCGAAUGAAUAAUUGUAAUGGACAAUAAAUAAAUUGUUUGAAAU